CGGCUCCCUCCCUCCGUUCCUCCGCCCCCCUCUCCACCAUGGCUACGUCGUUCGUGGGCGCCAUCGACCAGGGCACCACCAGCUCGCGCUUCAUCGCGUUCGACCACAGCGGCAACAUCGCGGCCACGCACCAGCUGGAGCACAAGCAGAUCUACCAGCAGCCGGGCUGGUGCGAGCACGACGCCGACGAGAUCACGCGCAACGUCGAGACCUGCGUGCGCGAGGCGCUGAGCAAGGGCGGCAUCGAGCUCUCGCAGCUGCAGGCCAUCGGCAUCACCAACCAGCGCGAGACGGCGCUCAUCUGGGACCGCGCGACGGGCAAGCCGCUCUACAACGCCAUCGUGUGGCACGACACGCGCACGACCGAGAUCGUGCACCGCCUCAAGAACGGCGAGGGCGAGGGCUUCCUGGGCACGGGCGCGGACCGCUUCCGCGCCGUGACGGGCCUGCCCAUCGCCACCUACUUCUCGGCCGUCAAGAUCAUGUGGAUGCUCGAGAACGUGCCCGGCCUGCGCGCCAAGGCCGAGGCGGGCGACGCGCUCUUCGGAAACAUGGACACGUGGCUCAUCUGGAAGCUCAGCGGCGGCGUGCACGGCGGCGUGCACGUGACCGACGUGACCAACGCCUCGCGCACGAACCUCAUGCGCCUAGACAACCUCCAGUGGGACGACGACAUCCUCAAGUGCCUCAACAUCCCCAAGGCGAUGCUGCCGAGCAUCCGCUCCAGCUCGGAAGUCUACGCUUCGGGCCACAAGGACAGCGUCGUGCCUGGCAUCCCCAUCUCGGGCGACCUCGGAGACCAGCAAGCUGCGUUGUUCGGCCAGACAUGUUUUUCGCCCGGCGAGGCCAAGAACACGUACGGCACGGGCUGUUUCUUCAUGAUGAACACGGGCACCAAGCCCACGCCCUCCACGAAGGGUCUGCUCACCACGAUGGGCUACAAGAUCGGCGACCAGCCUGCCGUGUAUGCGCUUGAGGGAUCGAUCUCGUACGCUGGCUCGCUCAUCCAGUGGCUGCGUGACAACCUCAAGAUGAUCAACAGUGCGCCGGAGGUCGAGGAGUACGCCAAGCAGGUCAAGGACAACGGCGGCGUGUACCUCGUGCCGGCGUUCUCCGGCCUGUUCGCGCCUCGCUGGCGCGACGACGCGCGUGGUGUCAUGGUCGGCCUGACCUCGUACGCUACUCGCGAGCACAUCUGCCGCGCUGCACUCGAGGCCACGGCGUUCCAGACGCAGGAGGUGGUGGCUGCCAUGGAGGGCGACAGUGGCGUGCACCUGACCAAGCUCAAGGUUGACGGCGGCAUGGUCGUGAACCAGACGCUGAUGCAGUUCCAGUCGGACGUGCUGAACGUGCCCGUGGUGCGCCCCGUGGUCGCCGAGACGACGGCGCUGGGUGCCGCUUACGCCGCUGGUCUGGCCGUGGGCUUCUGGAAAACGGUGGAGGAGCUGCGCGAAAACUGGCAGGUGAGCGCCACGUGGAACCCGGACAUGGAGCCCGAGAAGCGCGGCCACUUCAUCCACCAGUGGAACAAGGCCGUGGAGCGCACGCUCAACUGGGAGGAGCAGGAAUGAAUCGC
Messenger RNA from Phytophthora sojae, 1576 nucleotides. RefSeq lists its product as hypothetical. Gene Ontology annotation, biological process: carbohydrate metabolic process; glycerol-3-phosphate metabolic process. The record is from RefSeq and is a predicted model, not a curated record. The coding region runs from base 39 to 1571 and encodes 510 amino acids. The transcript has a single exon. Gene Ontology annotation, cellular component: cytosol. Gene Ontology annotation, molecular function: glycerol kinase activity. Lineage: Eukaryota; Oomycota; Peronosporomycetes; Peronosporales; Peronosporaceae.